Molecule: messenger RNA, 1185 nt
Organism: Venustampulla echinocandica
Lineage: Eukaryota; Fungi; Ascomycota; Leotiomycetes; Helotiales; Pleuroascaceae
Product: Outer mitochondrial membrane protein porin
Exons: 4
Coding region: 1-1185 (394 amino acids)
Biological process (GO): monoatomic anion transmembrane transport
Cellular component (GO): mitochondrial outer membrane
Molecular function (GO): voltage-gated monoatomic anion channel activity
Source: RefSeq, a predicted model, not a curated record
AUGGGUGACCCUGAAAACUUGGAGCCAAUUACAGCUGCACGUUCCAUCGCGCCAUCCCGGCCCGAGUUCAACCGUUCCAGUUCUACCGCAUUGCAUAAUUUCCGCUUCCAUCAAGAUCAACACCUUCUUUCUGUUGAAUACUCAUACCGCCCAAACAACCUCUAUACAACCAAUUCCCCAAAUCCCCCUCUCGCCUCUCUCACAAUGUCUGUCCCAGCUUUCGCAGAUAUCGCAAAGUCGUCCAAUGACUUGCUCAACAAGGACUUCUACCACCUGUCCGCAGCGGCCCUCGAGGUCAAGAGCAACACUCCCAACAAUGUCGCCUUCAAGGUGACCGGCAAGAGCACACACGAGGGUGCCACCAGCGGAUUGCUAGAAGCAAAGUACACAGACAAGGCAACCGGUAUAUCUCUCAAGAAACUCCAAUUAACAAUAAUCCCGCGUUUCGAGCGAAGCAAUCUCCUCAAUUUCAUGCUCAAUCUCAGUCCACUUACCGGUCACGCACAGCUGCUAAUAUUCUAUCGCCGCACAGGCUUAACGCUCACCGAAUCCUGGAACACCGCGAACGCUCUCGAGACCAAGAUUGAGCUCAAGGAUGCCAUUGCCAAGGGCCUCAAGGCUGAGCUCCUAGGCUCAUUCCUCCCAGAGAAGAACACAAAGGGUGCCAAGUUCAACCUGCACUUCCAACAGGCCAACUUCCACGGCCGUGCCUUCUUCGAUCUGCUCAAGGGCCCAACCGCAAAUGUUGACGCCGUCAUCGGCCAGGAUGGUUUCCUCGCUGGCGCUGCCGCUGGAUAUGAUGUCCAGAAGGCCGCCAUUACCAACUACAGCGCCGCCAUUGGAUAUACCAAUCCUGCAUACACAGCUUCCAUCACAGCUGUCAACAACUUGAGCGUUUUCUCUGCCGCCUACUACCACAAGGUUAACUCCCAGGUCGAGGCCGGUGCUAAGGCCACCUGGGACUCAAAGAGCGGAAACCAGGUUGGUCUUGAGGUUGCCAGCAAGUACAGACUCGACCCAGUCUCUUUCGCCAAGGUCAAGAUCAACGACCGUGGUGUUACUGCCGUUGCAUACAACGUUCUCCUCCGCCCUGGUGUUACCCUCGGUCUCGGUGCCUCCAUUGAUACCCAAAAGCUCGACCAAGCUACCCACAAGAUCGGCGCUUCCUUCACUUUCGACUCUUAA